Molecule: messenger RNA, 1744 nt
Organism: Alosa sapidissima (American shad)
Lineage: Eukaryota; Metazoa; Chordata; Actinopteri; Clupeiformes; Clupeidae
Product: cytosolic 5'-nucleotidase 1A-like
Exons: 6
Coding region: 104-1195 (363 amino acids)
Biological process (GO): nucleotide metabolic process; adenosine metabolic process
Cellular component (GO): cytosol; cytoplasm
Molecular function (GO): magnesium ion binding; 5'-nucleotidase activity; nucleotide binding
Source: RefSeq, a predicted model, not a curated record
UUGUAGAAGUUCGUAGAAAGAUACAGCAGAAUUGUUGUGUCGGAUUAGAACGUGGCCUACACAUUUUUAAUAAAUUACAGCUCUCGCAGAACGAUCUGACAACAUGAGUGAAAUAAAACCCAAUGACGUGGUGGCCGACAGUGCAGCCGAUGCUGGAGAGGAGAAAGACUGGGCAGCUGCCAAGGCAUUUUUUGACAACUUGAAAACGAAGAAACCAAGACCUCCCAAGCCAAGAUAUGCCGUGACCAUCGCAGUAUCUUCACGGACUUUAUUCAACAUGACUGAAGAAAGGAAAAUUUACGAGGAGGAAGGGCUAGAGACAUACGUCGCCCAUCAUAUAGCGCAUGAAAACGAACCGCUGAGACCCGGUGCGGCGUUUCCAUUUGUAAAGGCCCUCAUGACGGUGAAUGACAAACUGCGGGAACUCUACCCAGACAGCGAGGAGCUUUUCGACAUCGUUCUGAUGACUAACAACCAUGCCCAGGUCGGGGUGCGGCUGAUCAACAGCAUCAAUCAUUACGAUCUGACCAUUGAGAGGUUCUGCAUGACCGGCGGGAAGAGUCCCAUUGGCUACCUGAAGGCCUACAUGACCAACCUCUACCUCUCCAAGAACUCGGAGACGGUCACAGAAGCCAUAGAAGAAGGCAUUGCAGCUGCCACCAUGUUCAACUCCGACACGCAAAACCAGUUGUGUGAAGAUCAGCUGAGAGUGGCAUUUGAUGGCGAUGCUGUCCUCUUCUCCGACGAAUCUGAGAUCAUCGUAAAGAAACAUGGCCUGGACACAUUCUUUGAGCACGAGAAGGAGUAUGAGAACAAACCUCUUGCACAGGGUCCUCUGAAGUGCUUCCUGGAGGCUCUGGGCAAGCUGCAGAGGAAGUUCUACGCCAAGAACGAGCGCAUGAACUGCCCCAUCCGCACCUUCCUGGUGACGGCCCGCAGUGCAGCCAGCUCCGGGGCGCGCGUGCUCAAGACCCUGCGGAGCUGGGGCCUGGAGAUCGACGAGGCUCUGUUCCUCGCUGGGGCCCCCAAGGGGCCGCUGCUGCAGAAGAUCCGGCCGCACAUCUUCUUCGACGACCAGAUGUUCCACAUCGAGGGGGCACAGGAGCUGGGGACCAUCUCCGCCCAUGUGCCUUAUGGGAUUGGCCAGAAGUACCACAAAGGGAAGCUGAUUGAGAAGCCUGGUAGUAAGAAUUGAGGAUGCACUUAAAGGCACUGAUUCAUUAGUAGGUUGAUGGCUACACACAAAGAUGCAUCUUUUGUCACUGUUAGUUAUUAUUCAUAGAAUAUCUUUUCUACAGGUAUAGUGAGACUUAUAUAUUUUUUGUGAUAUUUAUCUUUGAUAUAACAAAUUAUUGAAUACUAUAGCAUAAUUGUCUUUUUCUAUCAAAUUGGGGUAUAGUAAUAUGCAUGUAUUGUGCAAGUUUUAGAUUUUAAAGUACCAAUGCUCUUUACGCACAAAGUUUUCACUCCAAACUACCAGAUGUGUCACUGAUAAUGUCAGUGGCAUUAUUUUAUAUAGGUAUUUUUUUUUAUUAAAUGUAGCCCAUUUUGUUUCUGCAGGUUAAUUAUGUUUGCAAAGAUGUGGGACUUGGGAAUUAGGAUCUGUGGAUAGUCAAAAAGAAAGAAAAGUUGGCUCUUCAACAAUUAUAAUUCUAACAGCAAUAGAGCACAUAUGGUGCAUGUAAAGUAUAUUAAUUGAGUGGUAGUAAAUAGUUUAAAAUAAUUUUACAAGCAAAUAUUAUAC